AUGGAACCCCGCGCCAGCGCAGCCCGGCAGCACGCCCUCCUGAUGGCAAACCUCCUCCUGUCCGCAGACCAGAGCACUUGCCCUUUAAGAACCUGCGUUUCCACUGCGAUGUUCGUCAUCUGCCGCCGUGACCCAAGUGCCCUUUGCGUUUCGAACGGGGCUCUUCUGAAACAUCUAAGAGCAAAUCGGUUUCUAGGGGCAGAAAAGGUAGGUCCGUACCUCCCGGGCCCGCGGGCGCCCCCGCCAGGGUUCGGCCGCGCUCAGCCCGCUGUCCCCGCGCAGGGGGAGGGCACCCGCCCAGCCGCGCUGACAGGUGGCGCUGUUGGAAGAGCCGCCAGGCUCGCCGCCUCCCGAGCCCGUGUCUCGCCGCGUGUACCGGUCCCGGCUGUGGCGUCCCGGGGUGAAAGACGCGCCGGACACCGGAAGGUGCUCUGCGCCUUCCGGGAAGGCGCCGCCUCGUGGACACCGGCGGUUGAACCGGGUAACACGGCGUCCAGGGCCAAACGGAGGGCUUCGGGGAGGGGGGCCCCGCAGCCGCCUGGCGCCCAGGUCCAGCGCGAUGGCGAAGAGGACGAUGAAGUCGAGGAUGAGGACGAAGACGACGACGACAGCGACGAAGAAGCGGAUGAAGACGACGAGUUCGUGGUCGAGGAAGUGCAUAUCGAAUUCGAAGCUGAUUCCAUAUCAGAUGACGAUUACGACGGAAUUAAGACAUUAUUGCAGCAGCUUUUUCUAAAGGCUCCUGUGAACACUGCAGAGCUAACAGAUCUCUUAAUUCAGCAGAACCGUAUUGGGAGUGUGAUUAAGCAAACGGAUGUUUCGGAAGACAGCGAUGACGAUGUGGAUGAAGAUGAGAUUUUUGGUUUCAUAAGCCUUUUGAGUUUAACUGAAAGAAAGGGUACCCAAUGUGCUGAACAAAUUAAAGAGUUGAUUCUAAGCUUCUGUGAGAAGAACUGUGAAAAAAGCAUGGUUGAACAGCUGGACAAGCUUUUAAAUGACACCACCAAGCCUGUGGGCCUUCUCCUAAGUGAAAGAUUCAUUAACGUCCCUCCACAGAUCGCUCUGCCCAUGUACCAGCAGCUUCAGAAAGAAGUAGUGGAGGCACACAAAACCAAUAAGCCAUGUGGGAAGUGCUGCUUUUACCUUCUGAUUAGUAAGACAUUUGUGGAAGCAGGAAAAAACAAUUCCAAAAAGAAAUGGAGCAACCAAACGAAAGAUGAGUUAAUGUUUGCAAACGCAGAGGAAGAAUUUUUCUAUGAGAAGGCAAUUCUGAAGUUCAACUACUCAGUGCAGGAGGAGAGCGACGCCUGUCUGGGUGGCAGAUGGUCUUUUGAUGACGUACCAGUGAAGCCUUUGCGAACUGUGAUGUUAAUUCCAGGUGACAAGAUGAACGAAAUCAUGGAUAAACUGAAAGAAUAUCUAUCUGUCUAACCCAUUUCCAUUGGACAGUGAUGGGCUUGCUUUUGUAAAAUUACCAGAAAACUCAGCGGAGGAUUACUGAAAAACUCAUGACUUUAUUCGGAGUAAGGUCCUUUACAAAAAGUAGGGUUCUGUCCUGUGUGUCUGUGACACAUUUACAAAAUACCAGUUUUUUAAAUUUUGGUCAAAUUAUGAAUGGUUGAUUUAAAACCUUUUCCAAGAAGAAGAAAAACAUGUAAUUUAAAGAACUCAAUAAAAACUUCUAUUUUUUAUUUUAAAAUUUAAAAAA
Molecule: messenger RNA, 1708 nt
Organism: Saimiri boliviensis boliviensis (Bolivian squirrel monkey)
Lineage: Eukaryota; Metazoa; Chordata; Mammalia; Primates; Cebidae
Source: RefSeq, a predicted model, not a curated record